ACCCUCCCCUCCCCUGUAGCUAUCAUCAAGUUACGUACAUCUGAUUGAAUGGUGUCGGUAUUGAAACUGAAAUCUUUUUACGUUAAUUGAAAAGAAACAUAAAAAAAACGGAACUAGAUAGCUGAAUCGAAAGUACUUUUACCUUUCUCUAGUCGAUCAACAUCUGUUAUCAGUGCUUGAAUAUUAUUGGCGGUUUUCUAUCGUAAGAUUUUUGCGCAGUCGUGGGGUGACAGGCGUCACUAACAACAAAGAAACAAGUGAGGUGGAACUGGCUCAUUUACAUAGACGUAGGAAGUUUUAAGGCAUGUUUUAAACUGUAAACUCUUUGUAAACAAACCAGAUCUCGUGUAAUACAACGAUAUCCCUUCAAAGGAAAUGCAGAAAAUCCAGCUUUGAACUCAACUACGAUCCCCGAGAGAUUGUGAGUUGAUAGUGUGGUCAAAAUGAAAGGAAACACAGUUGUGUUCUUGUUGUUGGUGGUUGCUUUCUGCCUUCAAGUUUGUCAAGUGGAUUCAUGGCUUUCGAGGAGGAGAAGAAGAAGAAAUCCUAUUCCACCGCCUCAGAAUUGCCAAGUUAGCUCUUGGGAAUCAUGGUCUCAAUGUUCAAACUUUUGCGACACUGGAACGCAAUCUCGGACAAGAUAUAAGACUGUAACAGAAAGUUGGGGUGGUAGUUGUCCAUAUGACCUCCAAGAAACAAGAUCUUGUGGGUCCUACAAGAAUGGCUGCUCUGGUCCUGGAAGUAAUUGUAAUCCAUCAAAUGGAAACUGCUAUUGUUCUUCAGGAUAUUAUCUAGCUACAGCAAAACAAUGCGCAGAUACCAAUGAAUGUGCAUCUAACAAUGGCAGAGGUCCCUGCGAUCAAGUAUGUACUAACUCACAAGGCUCCUACACAUGCAGCUGUGAUGCUGGAUACAGUCUCUCUGGGAAACAUGCAUGCACCCCCUUGGACUGCGGUGCAUUUAGUCUACCUUCAUGCCCAUCAAAUUCAUACCAAGAUGAGUUUUCUAAUGUUUGUGAGAAAGUACAAUCUACAUGUCCUUCAGGGACCACAUAUUUACAAUAUUGUACACUCUCAUGUUCAAGCAGCUACAGCCUUGCCAAAAUCACCUCCCAACCUGGUAAAGCAUUUGGUGAAAACUAUACCAAUGUAGACUUUUCAUCUGUGAAAUCUACUGUAAAGUGUGCAUUGAGACAAAGAGGGAGUGGUGUUCAAUGGGAUCUUGCACAAGAUUUAGGAUCUUAUUAUUGCCGAAGAAGCAACGAUCCACCUCAUGACAUAGCAUUAAGUGCAGCCACACUUCAAGAGCAUUCCUCAAGUGGUACAGUCAUUGGUUCCUUAUCAACUCAAGAUUACCAAUCUGGGCAGAGCUUUACUUACGAUGUUUUAUCUCCCUCUAUGCUGUUUACAUGUCAAGGACAAAGUCUUAAGAGUACUUGGAAAGAUCCUGACCUUCAUGGAUCUAUCCCUCUUGUUGAUGGUACCAUUAAUGUGACCAUACGGUCUACAGAUAAUGGGUCACCACAAAUGUGGAAGGAAAAAAUCUUUACAAUUACAAUACAAGAUGUGAAUGAUCCACCUUUGAAUAUAACUCUGUCAAACCAAAAGAUCGCAGAAAAUGCAACACUGAACACUACUGUUGGCGUUCUUAGUGCAGUAGAUGGUGAUAAUGCUCCUGGUUCUUCACCAUCUUCAGAUUUUAUUUGGACUUUACUAGACUCUAGCAAUGGAAAAUUCUCUUUAUCAGGUCCAAAGUUAAUAGUUGCUCAAAAGUUAAACCACGAAGCAGCAAAAAUCCACCAAAUUAAAGUCAAAUGUACAGACCGAGGAGUUCCUGCAGCAAGCAGUGAAAAGACAUUUGUAAUAAGUGUCUUGGAUUUAAAUGAGCCAGUUACUUUAUCUCUGUCUUCAUCAUCUGUCCUAGAGAAUUCUCCCAUUGGAACAGUAGUGGGAGUUUUAAAGGCAGUAGAUGAAGAUGACGAUGUAGUUACUUUUAACAUCUCUCAAUCAGAUGCCAUCACAUUAAGCAAAUUCACACUAGGUUCAACUAGUCACUCAAAGGUUGGAAGAGCAACAACCUACCAGACAGCAGUUGAAGUCAAAGGUGAUCUAGACUAUGAAAAACAGAAAUCAUAUCAACUUGUUGUACAGGCCAAUGACAAGUCAGGACAGGUUUUACAGGAAUGGACCUUGUCCGUCAUCAACGUCAAUGAGGAACCAGCAAGUUUGAAUCUUAGUGGCCCACAUACUGUUGAUGAAAACUCACCCACUGGUGUGAUUGUGGGGGAUUUUGUGGUCAUUGAUCCAGACAACCUGAACAGCAUCACCCAAACACACACCUGCAGCCUGGAGAACAGCCAAUCAGGAGGCAAUAAUUAUUUCAUGAUUGGAUCAAGUACAGUCUUGAAAGUGAAGGGUGGGACUCAUGUUAUUGACUACGAGACCAAUGAAGAGUUGUCUAUCACAGUAAGGUGUACGGACAAUGGCAAUCCAAGCAUGUCUAUAGUGAGGAUGUUUUAUAUAACUGUUAAAGAUAUAAAUGAACUGCCUACAUCUCUUGCUUUAUCAAACCUCACUGUCCCUGAGAACUCGCCCAUUGGUACAAUAGUAGGGACUCUUUCAUGUACAGAUCCAGAACAAGCCUACCAGUCCUACACCUACAGUAUAAUGGGCCCAGACAGUACACCAUUCAUUAUAGGUGGUCCAAACCAUACUUCAGUUAUCGUGAAUGGUUCAUUAGAUUAUGAGAGGACCCCUACUCUUGAUCUAGAUGUGAGGGUAACUGAUAGUGGAGGACUGUUCAAGGAAGAGAAUCUUAAAAUUAAAUUGAUAGACAUGAAUGACCCUCCUACAGAUAUCAGUCUUCCUGGAAUCGGAGGUCAAUUGGCUUUCAAAGAAAACAGUGGAGAAAAUGUCAUGAUCAGUGAAAUAAAACUUGUUGACCAAGAUAAAGACACCCCAACAUGUACCCUUGUUAAUGACGCUAGUGCAAGAGUAGCAAUCCUGGCUGGAAAACACCUUGUAGUUGGACCAACAAUGACAGACUAUGAAAGCUUAGCAGACAAAAAAGUACAAAUAAAACUGAAUUGCUCUGAUGGACACAAUGCAUUUAUAUCAAGAUCAUUCAAGAUCAAGAUACUAGACAUGAAUGAGCCAAUUACAGACAUCAAAGUAUCUAACCUCACAGUACAUGAAAACCAAGCCAAUGCCAUGAUUGGGGUCAUUACUGUUAUUGACCCUGAUAUUAGCCAAUCACAUGUCUGCACUGUAUGUGAUGUCAUUCCUGGAGGUUCUUGUAAUUCAAGUCAGUAUUUUAUGAUCAAUGCAGCACUGGAAUUGAAAACAAAGAAAGCUUUGAAUUUUGAGGCAAAGCAUGUCCAUGAAAUUGUCAUCAACUGCAUUGACAUAGUAACAGCUCCAAUGAAGGCAAUGUCAAAGGAACAGUCCUUUAGGAUUGUCGUCCAUGAUAUUAAUGAAGAGCCAUCAAGUCUCUGUCCGUCACCCUUCCACAUGUCAAUAGAUGAUUCCAAUGGUGCCGUCAUAGUAAUACUGCAGGCUGUUGAUCCUGACAAUGAAGGCAGUGUAUCUAACAAGCAGUCUUUGCUUUACUCCACUAAUGUGAUCUCAGAUGCUCCAUUUAGACUAAGGGACAAUAGACUAUUUAAAUAUAAGAAUAUUUCAGAACCCCAGAAUUAUACCAUUGACAUCAAGGUUACUGAUGAUGGUCGGGUUGUUAAUGGGUAUUCAUCUAAUGGUUACACGUAUGCCACGGAAAGGUCUCUCUCCAAGGUCUUCACUUGUCAUAUUAUUGCAUCAAAAUCCAUAUCCUCAUCCAUAGUAAACUUGAAUCCCAAUACAGUCUCAGUAAUGGCAUCUGUUGGGACAGUGAUUGGCUCACUGACAUCAAAGCUUGCCGAACCAUUAACCUACAGGCUUCUCAAUAAUGAUAUCCUUCCUUUUGUCGUUGAGGACAAUAAACUGAAGGUCAAAAAGAAAAUCGUAACAAAUUACAGAGAUUUUGGAAACAGGAAAGAUUUGUUCUCAUACAUUGAAAUAGAGACUGUUGGUGCAGUGAGUGGGACGAAGAAGAAUGGCCUAUAUGUCCACAUCACUAAUGAUGGACCACAAGUCCCAAUGUGCCUCGUACAAUCUUCCAUCGGUGAAAAUAAGCCUACGCAAACAAUAGCUGGACAACUUUUGAUCGAGGACUCUAACCCACCUAAACAUUCCUGCAGUAAAACAAGUUGUUGCUCGCAAGUCAAUCAAAUUGCAGCUAAUACAUUUAACUACCAAUGCAGGGUGAAUAAUCCUAGCGAGAACUCUAUUAUUGCUGGUAACAAUGUUACUAACAUGUUUUAUAUGGAUGAGCGAUACUUGCUGCGUUCAAAGAUGGAAUUUGACUAUCAAGACUUCUUGUCCUCAAAGGGAGCUGUUGAAAUCAGAAUAAGCUGCCAUGACUUGGCUCGUCCUCUGCACAUCAUAGGCAAGAACUUUACUGUCAAUAUUUUGGACUGUACUUCUGAUGGCCAGUGUCCAGUGUCCCCUGAUUGCCGCAACUGUUAUAAUGGAGGGACUUGUCAAGACACGGUGGGGUCUUACACCUGUUUGUGUAAACAAGGCUACACUGGAAGACACUGUCGAACAGAUAUUGAUUACUGUCAGGAAAACCCUUGUUUGAAUGGUGGCACAUGUCAAGAUAUCGUGACAACUUUCAAUUGCUCUUGCGUGACAGGAUAUUCUGGUGUGUUGUGUGACAGGGAGAGUGACCUUUGUAGGUCAUGCAGUUUAGACACCCUCUGCUCUGAGUUCAUUAAUGCUGGCAUGAGAUGUGUGUCAAGAGAAUUCCAGGCCCCUGUACUUGUUGAUAAGCAAAACCCGACCGUGCGAGAGAUAUGGGAGAUUGAGAAAGAGAUUGCCGACCUAGCUUAUCAAAACAAAGACAAAAAUAAAAACAAAAUAGAUAUAGGGCGAAAACGAAGAUCCGCUUCAACGUUUUACGUAGAAACACUUCAAAGCGAGGCUUAUGCAGACAAAACGCUACUCCGCCUCACAAUCAUGGAUAGCAGUAACAACUAUAAACCUUUACCGGCAGAAGACGCAUGCGCACUACUUGCUGGGACCAAGAGGCGUUGCGUGAAUAAUGAGGACUGCGCUUUGAUGAAUGACGCGGGGAAAUCCUGCCCGGUGAUUGGUGGAACCCUAAGCCACUCAGGAGGCAAGAAUGUCGGAAAGCCUGGUCUGAGUAGCGGUGGAACAGCUGGGGUCGCUAUUUCUGUGAUCUUUGUGAUUCUAGCUGUUUUGAUUGGAGCUAUCUUUUAUUAUCGUAGGAAAUACCGAAGAGCAAAGUACCGAGAAGCAGUCGUGCAAUAUCGACUAAAUUCUGCUACCAUUCAAGACGAAAGACCUGUCGUGAAUUACAAUACUGGCGAUCAAAACGUAGAGUUCACCAACCCUUCGUACAUAAACAACGCGACUGAUACAGAAGAGAUGGUUCAAGAUAGAAUGGCUAAAGAGAACUUGGUAGGCAUCAAUUUGGAUCCGGUAUCUGUGCGGAAACGACGAAGCGACAUCAAGGUGACAGAAAACGUCUUAUACCUCGCGCCUAAUCAAGGUGCUUCGUCCAGUCAAAGCACUGAGAAUCCUUUGUACGCAGUAGCAGGGCCAGAAAGCAGGAGCCCUAAGAUGGUUAACACUGAACAAAAAAAAGCAAUCAAUGUGAAGGGGAAAGAAGCGGUCUUGAAGCCUGGAAGGGAACCCGUUUACGAAGACUUGGACGCCGUGAAAAAAAAUACGAAGAAAAUGUCUGAAAAUAUUGAAGACUUGGACCUUGAGAAGAAGAAAAUGAAGGCCCAGAUGAAUUCUGCUUAUGGCAGAGAUAUGUCGCACGAGGAAUGGGAACCGAAACACGACGAAGAGAAACCGAACAAGAACAGUCUUUCCGAAGACAACCGACCACGUUACGAAGACAGUCCGAUUUCAUUUGAACGAAAACCAAAGGAAAACCACCAGUAUGAAAAUGUCAAUGCUCCAAAACACAAAACCCCUAUAUACGAUAACUCACCGGUACAACCCGAUAGGGAUGCUGAAAAACACUUGUAUGAGAACCUAAGUGUGAAACCGCGUCAUGACGCCAUAUCCGGUUCAUCAAUAAUCAACCCGGUAUAUGGACAAUCGAUGGAAUUUGCCGAGGGUACAGGGGAUCGUGCAUCGGGCCUCGAGGACCCGCUAUACGAGUCCAUACCCGAGAAGAGGAAAAAACCGGUAGACGGGAAAGCGAAGAGGAGAAGUUACCUUCGCAGUGUUUCGUCAGAAAAAGCCGGUGGAUACGAAGAGCUGGAGAAGAGUGACCAAGAAGACGAAGAUGAUAAAGAAGAUGCGUUUAGUGCUUCCCAGGCAUAAAGAUGAUUAACACAAGCACGCUUUACGCUUUAGAAUUAGUAAAGAAGGGGAAAGAAUAAGAAGAUAUUGAGAUGACAAAGGUAGGGAGUGAUGAAGGGUUAGGCAGAGGAAAUAUUUGCAUUAUUUGCAAAGCUCACUCUGAAUUAUUACCCACGAAUUUUUAAUUUUUUUAAUUUUUAAUUUUUAAUUUUUUGCAAUUUUUAUCUUUGAAUUCUAAAAUACUCCUUACACCAUAUCCCUUCAACAAUAUACCUGUAAGUUCAUUAAGUGUGUUGUGUACGGGACGAUUCCACACCUGGAUGAUAUAUACGUAAAGGAUUCCUGUAUGCAUCUCAUCGGUUUGAACCCCAGGUUGGGUUAUCGUAAAGAGACACAAGACACAAGUGAAUAAUGAACGCAGAGCGUCAAAGCAUAAAAAUAUAACCAAUAUUUAAAACGCUAUACCAUAUUACAGAGAUAGAAAAAGUUAUAUCUCGGCGAUCGCUAAAGAUGUGUUUCCAUAUGAUCACUGCGAUCGCUGAAACACGCUUGUGCCAUGGCAACGAUCGUACCGAUCAAAUGAAUGCCAAGCUGUAUCGAUUUUGUGUGGAUACUUUUGUCAUCCACACAAAAUUUUCAAUCGAGCUAGACGUAAAACAAUUCGUUUUAAACAAUUUUGACGCAAAAACCUAUUGAUGGUUUUCACGGCGGCCACGUUGGAGGAACUUAACAAAAGAAUUGUCAAUAAAUUCUUUUGUUAUAUCCUCCAACAUGGUCACCGUGUCUGUUGUUAUUUAAUUCCCUUUGGAAUGGUUGACAACCAUCAAUUGAUUGAUUUUUAUCAUUUAUGAAAUUUAUAUAAACCACGACACGAGGGGCUGUACCCUUUCUGUUAAAAAAAACAACUAUAUUGUAUUUCAAAUCUUUUAAAAGGCUUUUAAGUUUUUAAAUUUCUACUCAUGCAUGGGUGAGAUGCGUGGUUUUUAAAUGAGACGAGUCAAACCAACUAGAUCCUGGAAGUAGUUUUACUCCAUGUAUUUUGAUUAUUUUAAUGCAUUUUACGAAACGUUUUCUUUAUUGUAAAAAACUUAUUUCUGAUCCAAAAGAACACAUAAUAUAAAUACUACCAGAACAGAUUCGCGGUUUUUUUUCAAUUUCCGGAGAUGUCGUUCCUCAGUUUGGCUUGCGUCACAAAACAAGGCACUCUGGGUUGAUGAACCAGUAGUGUUUUUGAUUGGCUAAAAGAACGAGGCAAAACCAGAAAAAAAACCGCUUUACUUGAGACCAAAUGAACAAGAAUCAUGUAACCUUACGCUUGCGCAUGCUCAAUGCUAUACAUACACUGACAACGGUUGACAGACCAUUCUUUAAGAAUCAUAAUUACGUAGUUUAUUAGUAUAGUUAUAAUUUAUAUGCUUUAUAUUUUAUGGCGUUUCUUAAAAACGAAGCAGUCUUUUUCAAUUCAAAUGACGUUUCGUAUUUAUAUUACAUUAACGUCUGACUGACCUAUUAAAUAUGAAUUGGCGUUGUUGAAUAUAGCAGUCAAACGCCUCUGUAUAUAGUAAGCAGCUGUAUAUAGUAAACAGCUGAGACCGCUGUAAAACGUCUCGCAGGCGCAAUAUAGUUUGCGAAAGGGUUACCAUAAAAUCUAAAUAUAUGCAUGAUUUUAACUAUAUUGAAGCAGUACAGUAAUUUUGUAAUAAAAGUGCUGAAACAUU
Molecule: messenger RNA, 8095 nt
Organism: Actinia tenebrosa (Australian red waratah sea anemone)
Lineage: Eukaryota; Metazoa; Cnidaria; Anthozoa; Actiniaria; Actiniidae
Biological process (GO): homophilic cell-cell adhesion
Cellular component (GO): plasma membrane
Molecular function (GO): calcium ion binding
Source: RefSeq, a predicted model, not a curated record